CCCCAAAUUCUUGCACCACAAUCAACAGCUUCUACUCAUUCUCUCGGAAUACUGCUCCGUCUCCUCUCUGGUUUAGGAGAUUUUUUUCUUUUGAUCGGCGUCGGAGAGAUUGAUUCUUGGUUGCUUGAAGGAUGGAGAACAGCCGGAGUGAGCAGCGAGACGUCGGGUUCAAAUUCGAUCCGACCGACGACGAAUUGGUGCUGGGUUACUUGCUGAGCAAGCUUCGAGGCAAGCCGCUUCCCUCCGACGAAUACGUGAAGGACUGCGACGUUUAUGGCCAGGAGCCGUGGGAAAUUUGUGAGAAAUUCCGCGUCCACCCUUCCUCCCGGUCCCGAUUCUGGUGCGAAGACGACGAGGGCGAUCUCUACGUUUUCACUCCUCUGAGGAAGAGAAGUAUCGGCGGGUCUAGGCACGACCGGAGAGUGGGAACGGGUGGAGGGUAUUGGCACGGGGAGGACGCCGGCAAGGUUUCUUGGUCCUCCGACCGCCAGAUUUGCUGGAUCAACAAGAGGUUCAAGUACAAGAGCGACGGCAGCAGGGGUAAUGCCGCGGCGAAGAAUCAGGACGGGUGGAUUAUGCACGAGUACAGCCUCCAUAAACCGGCUCCGUGGCUGGGGCUGGACGAGUCGUCGUUCGACCGCUACGCGCUAUGCAGGAUCCGGAAGAAUGAGAAGAAGCGGAAGGCCGCGCAGGGGAAGACCAAAGUGUACUAUCUCGAAAUCGACGAGGAGGAUGAUGAUGAAGUGAAGGAAGAGUUGAAGGAAAUAAUAGCAGCCCGUGGUGGCGAAUCGAAUUCGUCGAAGCAACAAGAACAACGGUGGCUGUCGCCAGUCGGGGGUGCUGGUGCUCCGGCAGCUUCCCCUGCUUCUAGUGUUGGAUCUGCUGCUUUCGCGGCUUCUCCUCCGGAUUUUGAUCCCCAGAUCAAACAGCUACGGCAAUGGAUAGAACGUAGUGCUCCUUCUUUUUCUUCUGAUGCUGAUCAUUGCGGUCCAGCCUUAUGCGAGGAAGAGCAAUGGGAAGCUCUUCGAAAGGCGAUCGGAAUGGAUUUCUGACUGUGAGAAGCUUCGUUGAUGGAAAAGCUUCACUUGCCCUGUUCUCAGAAAUGCUUUACCUUUACAAACGCAAGUUGAUAGUUAGAUGCUUUCUCUGUACAGAUCGCGUAUAUAUGUGUGCAGAGAGACAUAGUUAAAUGCUUACCCUGAAUUGUUUACUAAUCAUG
This is a messenger RNA of Linum trigynum, 1219 nucleotides long. NCBI's taxonomy places the organism in Eukaryota, Viridiplantae, Streptophyta, Magnoliopsida, Malpighiales, Linaceae. The record is from the annotation of a GenBank genome assembly.